Penicillium taxi is the source of this 1278-nucleotide messenger RNA. Its product is annotated as N-acetylglucosamine-6-phosphate deacetylase. Gene Ontology annotation, molecular function: N-acetylglucosamine-6-phosphate deacetylase activity. NCBI's taxonomy places the organism in Eukaryota, Fungi, Ascomycota, Eurotiomycetes, Eurotiales, Aspergillaceae. The record is from RefSeq and is a predicted model, not a curated record. The coding region runs from base 1 to 1278 and encodes 425 amino acids. The transcript has 2 exons. Gene Ontology annotation, biological process: N-acetylglucosamine catabolic process.
AUGCCAGGUAAAUCUACCUCUGUUCCGCGCAUCACCAAGUUCACCAACUGUCGCCUUGUCCGCGGCUCGAGUCUGGUUGAACAAGAUCUUUGGAUUGAUGCCUUGACCGGGAAAAUUCUUAAGGAUCAAGAGGCCUUCUAUGAGUUGCACCUCUCUCCAGAUGAGACCAUUGACCUUGGAGGCCGGAUCUUGGCUCCUGGUCUGAUGGAUGUUCAACUCAACGGUGCCCAUGGCUUUGAUUUCUCCGUUCCCUGUGAUACCAAAGAGGAGUAUGACGAGGGUUUGAAGAUGGUGAACCGGGGUCUAGCCCGCACUGGUGUCACUUCUUAUCUGCCUACUGUUGUUAGCUCAACACCCGAGGUAUACUGGAAGGUUCUUCCCUCUCUUGGGCCCACUAUUGCCACUCAUCUUCCCCAUGACGGCGCUGAAUCUCUCGGCGCCCAUGUUGAGGGUCCGUUCAUUAGCCCUGGCCGCAACGGUAUUCACAAGAUUGAGGUGCUCCGCGCAGCCGAGAGCUUUAAUGAUAUCAUCCACUGCUACGGUGCUGAAAACCUGACAGCUGAUACUCCUAUUAAGAUGAUGACCGCUGCCCCAGAGGUUGGUAAUAUGAUGGCCCAGAUCCCAGAGAUCGUUAGACGCAACAUCAUCUACUCCAUCGGUCACUCGGACGCUACGUAUGAGCAGGCAGUCUCCGCGACUCACCAGGGUGCGCGCAUGAUCACUCACUUAUUCAAUGCUAUGCGUCCCUUUUACCACCGCAAUCCUGGUGUCUUUGGUCUGUUGGGCCAAAGUGAGCGUCUGCGUCCAUACUACGGUGUCAUUGCGGAUGGUAUCCACUUGCAUCCCACAUCUAUCAAGAUCGCAUAUAAUGCCUACCCGGAUGGCCUUAUUCUGGUGACAGAUGCGAUGCGUCUGUGUGGUCUGCCAGAUGGUGUUUAUGAUUGGACAAAUGGCGAGCGUAUAGUCAAGACCGGUGCCCGGUUGAUCUUGGAAGGCUCUGACAAGAUUGCUGGUAGCUCAGCUACUCUUAUCGAGUGCGUCAACAAUUUCCGUCGUUGGUCGGGUGCUUCGACUGCUGAUGCGAUUAACGCCGUCACUGUCGCGCCUGCUCGCUUGUUGGGUUUGGAGGGCGUCAAGGGCUCUUUGGAGGCAGGUGCGGAUGCGGACUUGGUUGUGUUGGGAGAGGUGGACGACGCUUACUCCGGUGCUACUCUGACUGUUGAUCAAGUGUGGAAGUUCGGCAUCAAAAUCCACGAUACUGACAAGAUUGCUAUCUAG